AUGUCAAGAGGGUUAAAUGCCUUCACUUGGCCCAAAGGGCUGGAGGAGAUCAAACACUACCGAGAUCCGGAGCUGGAAAGGGCGCAGAAAACGGGGCAGCGUACUCUAAAGUGCGUGCUUCCCUCUGCCUUGUCUGCCGUGACACAGACUGGCAGCGUGGGCAUUGCCCUGCGCGGUCUGGCCCUGUCAGUCGACAUGGCCGAUCGUGGUGCGGCCCGCCAAUCCCCGUUGAACGGAACGGCAAGCCCGCUCGUGGUAUUUCCCUCAUCGGAUCUAGGAUCUGGGAUCUGGGCUGUAGAGAUGCCUGCCGUGGUUCUGGAGCGCAACUAUGCGAAAGCGACUGCGAGCGUGAAGCGGUCUGACCUCAGAAUGGUGAGAUCGAUGUCGGCUGACAAGCUGGGCGCUCAAGAGUGUUACGUGUGUUGCAGCAUUACAACAGAUUUGGUCUUUGGACGUUGUUUCUCAGGCGCUUGGCCACUGCCCAAGAUCUGCAAAGGUGUGCUCAAGUCGAGGGUGUGCCGUUUGCCCGUGGUCUUUGUUGGUAGCGGGAAGACCUGGCGGGAAACAGCGGGGUUGCCCGUGAGAGGAACAAGCCAUGUGGAGACUGGAAGCGGUGGUAUCCACCUACAGUUGACAUUCAUCACGUGA
Colletotrichum costaricense is the source of this 648-nucleotide messenger RNA. RefSeq lists its product as uncharacterized. The record is from RefSeq and is a predicted model, not a curated record. Lineage: Eukaryota; Fungi; Ascomycota; Sordariomycetes; Glomerellales; Glomerellaceae. Bases 1 to 648 code for a protein of 215 amino acids. The transcript is spliced from 4 exons.